Molecule: messenger RNA, 1035 nt
Organism: Mytilinidion resinicola
Lineage: Eukaryota; Fungi; Ascomycota; Dothideomycetes; Mytilinidiales; Mytilinidiaceae
Exons: 1
Coding region: 183-848 (221 amino acids)
Biological process (GO): regulation of DNA-templated transcription
Molecular function (GO): zinc ion binding; DNA-binding transcription factor activity, RNA polymerase II-specific
Source: RefSeq, a predicted model, not a curated record
AGGUCUGUGAUGCCAGACUCACCGCACCAUGACUAAUUGCAUGGUAGACUCAAACACAGGUCCCGAUUCAACAACUAUCGUCCCUUUUCACGCAAUCUUCCAUCACUCCAGCGCGAGACUUGUCUCUACCACUGGCCCCAACAUACGCUCAGCAACCUCAACAAGGCCAUGCGCAAGCUCAUAUGUCGUAUUCAAUCCCGCCUGGACUACCUGCCUCGACAAUUCCCCCAGUGAAUCCUUUUGCGCAGUCUGCCCUUGCCCCAGCGUCAGUUUGGUCUGGAUUACCCGCCUCGGGAAUCCUCCCAGCGAUCCCUUUUCCGCAGUCUUCCCUCGCUCCAGCGUCAGGUUUGUCUGGAUUACCCGCCUCGGCACUCCCUUUUUCGCAGCACCAACAAGGCCAUGCGCAAUCUGGAAUGUUACCUCCGACCUUGCCUAAACCGUCCGCCCGAACGCACCCUCCGAUAUCUGAUCUAGGCUACAAACAAGCUCAUAGUUCGGGUGUACAUCAAAACGCCUGCGAAAAUUGUUUCAGAGACGAGAUUGUCUGCGAGAAAGGUCAUCCCGGCUGUGUAGCUUGCCGAUACUCUCAUCGCCAAUGCCACUAUACCUCCGAGUGGAGGAAAAAUCGUUGGGGGGGAACGGAGAAGAAUUAUUCGUUUCGACCUCGACGGAAUAACAACAAGUGCUUUGUUUGCUUUAUACUUUUCGAAAAGUGUGAUGGCGAUCGUCCGUCUUGUCGAGCUUGUCGUAAUCGGGAUACGACCCGCGACGAUCCUACUAUGCGUGCUAGGUAUGGCUGCAUAUAUGCCUACGAUCAGCCAUUUCCCAACCAGUCAACAGGGAACUAAAGGGCUGUCUCGGGGAGUUUCAGGCGUAACCGUGGCUUUUUAUCGUGUCUAGUUGUUUUCUCUUUUCUGUUGGGGCGGGAUAGCGUGGAGUUGGGUCUGGCGAAGUGGUGCCUGGAACUGGGUAAAAGGGAGCCUUUUCAACUUGUCAAAACAAGUAGUAGUACUCUCCACUGAAUUCAAAAUGAUC